Triticum urartu is the source of this 1045-nucleotide messenger RNA. NCBI's taxonomy places the organism in Eukaryota, Viridiplantae, Streptophyta, Magnoliopsida, Poales, Poaceae. The record is from RefSeq and is a predicted model, not a curated record.
UCAAAAGAUCGAACUCAGAGACAUGAGCGGAGGACGCGUCCUUCACCGGCGAUCUCCUUCCCCUCUCCUUCUGGCCUUGGCAUGGGCAGUGCUUUUCGUCCCAUUGUCUGACGCGCAGCUGGAGGUCGGGUUCUACGACUACACCUGCCCGAGAGCGGAGCAGCUCGUCCGCACCGUCGUCCGCGCCGCCAUCCGCCGCGACCCCGGCAUCGGCGCCGGGCUCGUGCGCCUCUUCUUCCACGACUGCUUCGUCAGGGGGUGUGAUGCGUCCGUGCUCCUGGACGCGGUCCCUGGCAGCGACGACGCCGUGGAGAAGGCGUCGCAGGCGAACAGCCCCAGCCUCAGGGGCUACGGCGUCAUCGAGCGCGCCAAGCGCGUGGUCGAGCGGCGGUGCCGGCGCACCGUAUCCUGCGCCGACAUCGUGGCCUUCGCUGCGCGCGACGCCAGUGGCGUCCUGGGGGGCAUCGAGUAUGAGGUGCCGGCGGGGCGGCGCGACGGCCGCGUCUCCAACGCGUCGGAGGUGCUCAACAGCCUGCCCCCGCCCUUCUCCAACGCCUCGCGUCUCGUCGACAGCUUCGCCGCCAAGGGCCUCACGGCCGACGACAUGGUCACGCUCUCCGGCGCGCACUCCUUCGGCCGCACCCACUGCUCCGCCAUUGCCUUCCGGCUCUACCCGCGGGUCGCGGCGGACAUGGACGCCGCCUACGGCAGGUCCCUCCGGACGCGGUGCCCGGCGGCGACGGGGCGCCGGGACCGGGUGGUGCACCUGGACCCGGUCACGGGGCUCCGGCUCGACAACCAGUACUACAGGAACGUGCAGACGCGCGAGGUGCCGUUCACGUCGGACGUGACGCUGCUGACGCGGGAUGACACGGCGGCACUCGUAGACCUCUACGCGCGCAACAGGACGGUGUGGAUGUCGCGGUUUGCGGCCGCGAUGGUGAAGAUGGGCAACCUCGACGUGCUCACCGGCACCCAAGGAGAGAUCAGGAGGUUUUGCAACAGAGUUAACUAGUGCAUUCGAUCUGCAGCUGCUUCGGUGAAU